Messenger RNA from Gigantopelta aegis, 654 nucleotides. Its product is annotated as guanylate kinase-like. Bases 22 to 654 code for a protein of 210 amino acids. Gene Ontology annotation, cellular component: cytosol. The transcript is spliced from 8 exons. Lineage: Eukaryota; Metazoa; Mollusca; Gastropoda; Neomphalida; Peltospiridae. Gene Ontology annotation, molecular function: GMP kinase activity. The record is from RefSeq and is a predicted model, not a curated record.
UUACCAGCAACAAAUUUCCCAAUGUUAAUUUUGCCUUUUAGCCUUUGUGUACGUGUAGCCGUAAAGUUUCGUCGUGUGUCUCGUUUAUGUAGUGUGCAUCACAGCAGUAUGACAUCGAGUCGAAUCGUCGUAAUGAGUGGGCCGAGUGGGGGCGGCAAGAGUACACUGAUCACCAAGCUGUUUGAGGAAUUCCCCGACGCUUUCGCGUUCAGCGUGUCACAUACCACAAGAAAUCCCAGACCAGGGGAGUCUGAUGGCAAAGAGUAUAAUUUUGUAACUCGACCAACUUUUGAGAAGAUGAUAGAUGACAAAGGUUUUUUGGAAUACGCAGAAUUCUCUGGAAACCUGUAUGGAACAAGUAAGAAAUCUGUGGAGAACAUCGCCCAAUCAGGGAAGAUCUGUAUUCUUGAUGUGGAGAUUAAUGGCGUGAAGAGCAUAAAACAGGCGGGACUCAAAGCACGAUAUAUAUUCGUGAAACCUCCGAGUUUAGAAUUAUUGCCCACAGUCACAGAAGCUUUGGCUACAUCCCUGCCUGGCAGCUAUGAUCACGUAAUUGUCAACAACGAACUCGAAAUUGCCUAUUCAAAGUUGAAAGGAAUCCUUAUAGCGGAUAUUCAUCAGCUGCAGAAAGACAAAAUGAAGGCAAAAGAAUAG